This is a messenger RNA of Eufriesea mexicana, 2077 nucleotides long. RefSeq names its product acyl-CoA Delta(11) desaturase. Lineage: Eukaryota; Metazoa; Arthropoda; Insecta; Hymenoptera; Apidae. The coding region runs from base 7 to 1149 and encodes 380 amino acids. The transcript is spliced from 6 exons. Gene Ontology annotation, cellular component: endoplasmic reticulum membrane. Gene Ontology annotation, molecular function: iron ion binding; stearoyl-CoA 9-desaturase activity. Gene Ontology annotation, biological process: unsaturated fatty acid biosynthetic process. The record is from RefSeq and is a predicted model, not a curated record.
UUCAGGAUGGCGCCGAACCUGUUUGGUAACUCGGCGACGGUGUAUCUGGAGGCCUCGCAGCAGAACGUUCAUAAAGAGAAAUCGACGACAGAGAGCGAAAAUAAUCAGAAAUUGCUAGACCAGCAAUCGUCGUCGCCUGAAAUGAAAUAUGAAUGGCAAAUCGUUUGGAGAAACGUGAUCGCGUUCUUGUAUCUUCAUAUUGGAUCUCUAUAUGCAAUAUACCUGAUCUUCAAUGGAACAAAAUUGUAUACAACGUUAUGGGGAGCCUUCUUGGCAGCUGCCGCAGCGCUAGGCAUCACGGCUGGUGCUCACAGACUCUGGGCUCAUAGAACUUACAAAGCCAAGUGGCCCAUGCGACUACUACUGAUGAUUCUCCAGACCGUUGCUUUCCAAAAUCACAUUUACGAGUGGGUGAGGGACCACAGAGUUCAUCACAAGUACACGGACACCGACGCUGAUCCCCACAACGCGAAGAGAGGAUUCUUCUUCUCGCACGUAGGCUGGCUCUUGGUGCGAAAGCACCCGGAAGUGAUAAAGAAAGGCUCCGCUAUUGACAUGAGCGAUCUGGAACGGGAUCCUAUCGUCUAUUGGCAGAAAAAGCUGUACAUCUUGCUGAUACCGCUCUUGUGCUUCAUACUGCCUGUGUGGGUGCCUUGCUACUUCUGGAACGAGACCUUAUUGAAUUCUUGGUACUCCUCGCUGCUCAGAUACACCGCGUCCUUGAACGUAACGUGGCUGGUCAAUUCUGCUGCUCAUAUGUGGGGCAUGAAGCCUUACGACAAAGCCAUUGGCCCCACGGAAAAUAAGACCGUGGCCGUUUUGGCUUUCGGCGAGGGAUGGCACAAUUAUCACCACGUGUUCCCAUGGGACUACAAGGCUGCUGAAUUCGGCAACUACGGAAUGAACUUUACUACCGCGUUCAUCGAUUUCUGCACUUGGAUAGGAUUGGCGUACGACUUGAAAAGCGUUCCCGCAGAUGCGAUUCAAAGACGAGCAACCAGAACUGGCGAUGGAUCGAGGUACCAUAAUGAAAAGGACACUCACGAGCACCCUGUCGAGGACAUGAAAUGGGGCUGGGGCGACAAAGACAUGAAGCCAGAAGAGAUCAAAGAAGUGAACGUCAUCAACAAGAAGCUUCGCUUACAGUAAAUACCACAAAUGUUAGCUCGGAUCCGCGUGUAUGGAAGCUAAUUCAUAGGCGAUCAAUCGUUUACGACGUCAAUUAAUAUUCAUUGUACAUGCUAUCAUGGGUCUGUCGUUUCCGUUGCUCCGUAAAGGGUCGGCUGUUUGACUGGAAUCGUUUCAUCUGUCAGGGACUCGUCAAGCUUCUCAAGAUGGGACACAAAACGAUUCGACACUUUCGUCUAUUCUAACUCGCGUCUUUUCAUCGGGAUCGAACUUUGGUCUGGCGAUGGUGCAAAAUAGAAAAGAAGAAAACGGAAGACGAGAGAAUAGCAGGACGAAUUUGGGGAUUUUCCACGCAGCAGUCGACUCUUUGCACGCGGAAUCGAAUUAAAUUCAUGGUCUUUCGAUGCAAUCGAUGAAGGCGUCGCGAGUCUAUGGUUUCUCGUAUUCUGCAGCGUCUCCGGACGGAAUCGGGUACCUUGCACAGCUGAUCGGGUGACUUCGCGAUGUCAUUUCGAGCGACCAAAUUUCACGUAACCAAAGCAAUCGAGUGAACUGUAUGUAUAUCGAUUGAUCGACUGGCAUUUAGAUACACGGAAGAGGCACUUCGCGCGUUCAGUUGCGAAUCUUGACGAUUGUUAGCCUAGAGUCGAGUGAGAACUUCCCUCGUGUUCGUCGAACAGUAGGCAGAGCCCAAUCCUACGAUCUAUGAAUUUUGCAAAAGUUUGGAAAUUAUUACUGCUGCAAAUGGUAGCUAGUGGUUCGUGUCUUGGAUACAGUACAGGCAGAUGCAAAGUAUUAAUUAAAUUAAUACGUAUUAAUACGUUACUCAUCGAAUCGUAUACCGAAUUUAGAAGUGUUCUAGACGAGGUCCAUCAGGUCCAUCAGGUCUACAAGCCAUAUCAACUAUUUUCACUUUUCGCAAAGUUACUCCGACCUAAAUAACUUUGAA